Molecule: messenger RNA, 3006 nt
Organism: Aspergillus puulaauensis
Lineage: Eukaryota; Fungi; Ascomycota; Eurotiomycetes; Eurotiales; Aspergillaceae
Exons: 4
Coding region: 1-3006 (1001 amino acids)
Biological process (GO): proton export across plasma membrane; regulation of intracellular pH
Cellular component (GO): plasma membrane
Molecular function (GO): ATP hydrolysis activity; ATP binding; P-type proton-exporting transporter activity
Source: RefSeq, a predicted model, not a curated record
AUGCCCCAUGUAACAACAAAAACAACCCAAGACAGCCCAGGCGAGGGCCCACAGUCCCCAACAACAGCAGCAGCAACAACGACAACAACCGAAGACCCCAGCACCACCGACGAAUUCACACGCCUGGUAAAGUUCGUCUCUGCAUACCGAGAAUCCGACUCCACCAGACCCGCCGACGAGGGCGAAGUGCGCGUCUCCCGGGUCUGGUACGCGCCCUGGCGCAAGAAGAAAUACCGAUGGAAGCACACCGGCGGCGGCGGCGCGCGCAAGCUCCCCAACGACUGGCUGUUGACUGAUAUCCGGCAGGGGCUGGGGGAAGCGGAUGUUGAGGCUCGGCGGAGUGUUGCUGGGUUCAAUGAGUUGGCUGCGAAGAGGGAGAAUCCGUUUGCGAAGGUGGUUUCGUAUUUCCAGGGGCCGAUUCUUUAUGUUAUGGAACUUGCAGCUUUGCUUUCCGCCGGGCUGGAGGACUGGAUCGACUUUGGCGUCAUUAUUGGGAUUCUGUGUCUGAAUGCCUCGGUUGGCUGGUACCAGGAGAAGCAGGCAGCAGAUGUGGUUGCGAGUCUCAAAGCCGAUAUCGCGAUGCGGGCGACCCUUGUGCGCGAUGGACAAGAAGCUGAUUCUCUUGCUCGGGAGUUGGUUCCUGGGGACGUGAUUGUGGUCGAUGAAGGGCAGACUGUGCCUGCAGAUGCCAAGGUCAUUUGUGCAUACAAUGACCGUGAGAACGGGUGGAAGGAGUAUAAUGAGCUCCUGAAGGACGGGGAGCUGGAAGGCUCAAGCAGUCAGUCUCAAAACGACGACCACGAAGACGCAAUAGAGAGCAGACGCGGCCAUUCAAUCGUAGCCUGCGACCAUUCCGCAAUCACAGGGGAAUCGCUCGCCGUGGACCGCUACGUCGGAGACACCGUGUUCUACACAGCCGGGUGUAAACGCGGAAAAGCAUACGCGGUGGUGCAGGCGACUGGACCGCGGACAUUCGUUGGGAGAACCGCCGCAAUGGUCCAGAACGCAAAGGACACCGGCCAUUUCAAAAUGGUGAUGGAUAGUAUCGGGACGUCGCUUCUGGUGCUGGUGAUGGCGUGGAUCCUGGCUGUGUGGAUCGGCGGCUUCUAUCGGAAUAUCCCCAUUGCGUCACCUGGGGAGCAGACACUGUUGUUCUACACGCUGGAGCUCAUGAUCAUUGGCGUCCCUGUUGGUCUGCCUGUUGUCACGACGACGACGCUGGCUGUUGGGGCUGCGUAUCUUGCGAAGAAGAAGGCGAUUGUGCAGAAGCUUACGGCGAUUGAGUCUCUUUCGGGAGUCGAUAUCCUCUGCUCCGACAAAACAGGCACAUUAACAGCCAACCGCCUCAGUAUCCGCGAGCCAUUCGUGGCCGAGAACGUCGACGUGAAUUGGAUGUUUGCAGUGGCAGCCCUAGCCUCGUCGCACAACGUGAACUCGCUCGACCCCAUAGACAAAGUGACCGUGCUCUCCUUGAAACAGUACCCCAGGGCCAAGGAGAUCCUGCAGCAAGGCUGGAAGGUCGAGCAAUUCCACCCCUUCGACCCGGUAUCCAAGCGGAUUGUCGCGGUUGCAACGUGCAACGGCGUCAGGUAUACCUGCACAAAGGGCGCACCCAAGGCCGUCCUGCAGCUGACCAAUUCCUCCGAGGCGAAGAUGUACAAGGAGAAAGCAACGGAGUUCGCGAGUCGCGGGUUCCGGUCCCUGGGCGUGGCCGUGCGCAGGGAAGACGAGGACUGGACGCUGCUUGGGAUGAUGCCCAUGUUUGACCCGCCCAGGGAGGACACUGCGCAGACGAUUGCCGAGGCGCAGAAGCUGGGCGUGCAGGUGAAGAUGUUGACUGGCGACGCGAUCGCUAUUGCAAAGGAGACCUGUAAACUGUUGGCGCUGGGGACCAAAGUCUUCAACUCUGAACGGCUCAUCGGCGGAGGCCUCGGUGCCAUGGCCGAGGAUCUUGUUGAGCGCGCAGAUGGGUUUGCAGAGGUCUUCCCUGAGCAUAAAUACCAGGUUGUCCAGAUGCUCCAGGAGCGCGGCCAUCUCACAGCCAUGACAGGGGACGGGGUGAACGACGCGCCCUCGCUGAAGAAGGCAGACUGUGGAAUCGCAGUUGAAGGCGCCUCUGAAGCAGCCCAGUCCGCUGCGGAUAUCGUCUUCCUAGAACCUGGCCUCUCAACUAUUAUCGACUCUAUCAAAGUCGCGCGGCAGAUCUUCCACCGCAUGAAGGCCUACAUUCAAUACCGAAUAGCACUCUGUCUGCACCUGGAGAUCUACCUAACAACCACCAUGAUAAUCCUCAACGAGAGCAUCCGCAGCGACCUCGUCGUGUUUCUCGCCCUCUUCGCAGACCUCGCAACCGUCGCUGUGGCAUACGACAACGCAUCCUACGAGCUCCGCCCUGUCGAGUGGCAGCUGCCUAAGAUCUGGAUCAUCUCUGUGAUUCUCGGCAUCCUGCUCGCCGCAGCAACGUGGGCGAUCCGCGGCACCAUGUUCCUGCCCAACGGCGGCAUAAUCCAGAACUGGGGCUCGAUCCAGGGGGUCAUAUUCCUCGAAGUGGCGCUGACCGAGAACUGGCUGAUAUUCGUCACGAGGGGCGGGGAUACGUGGCCGUCUGUUCAGCUUGUUGGCGCGAUACUGGCCGUUGAUGCCCUGGCUUCGAUAUUUUGCUUGUUUGGCUGGCUCUCGAAUAGGGACAUGGUCACCAACCCGUAUGACCAGCUGCUGGAUACCCCGACGGCAACGAGUAACGGGUGGACGGAUAUUGUGACUGUUGUGCGCAUCUGGGGGUUUUCGCUGGGGGUGACGAUUGUGAUUGCGUUGCUGUACUUUGCUCUAAAUAAGAUCCGGUGGCUGGAUGACCUGGGCCGGAAGAAGCGCAGCAGAGGCGAGAUCCAGGUCGAGAAUAUCCUGAGCCACCUCGCUCAGGUUACUAUCCAGCAUGUGCAGGAGUCUGAGACGGGAAGUGGACGGUUCUUCCUGGCGUCGAAGAAAGAGGAGGAGGAGCCUGAGUAG